This is a messenger RNA of Monopterus albus (swamp eel), 860 nucleotides long. It is a transcript of the gene apoea, whose product is annotated as apolipoprotein Ea. Gene Ontology annotation, cellular component: extracellular region; low-density lipoprotein particle; high-density lipoprotein particle. Gene Ontology annotation, biological process: acylglycerol homeostasis; cholesterol efflux; cholesterol metabolic process. Gene Ontology annotation, molecular function: phosphatidylcholine-sterol O-acyltransferase activator activity; phospholipid binding; cholesterol transfer activity. Bases 39 to 860 code for a protein of 273 amino acids. The record is from RefSeq and is a predicted model, not a curated record. Lineage: Eukaryota; Metazoa; Chordata; Actinopteri; Synbranchiformes; Synbranchidae. The transcript has 4 exons.
AUUUUAUCUAUGAUAUUCCAGGUGUGUGAUUUCUGGUUAUGAUGAGAGUGUUUGCAGUAAUCCUUGCACUGGCAGUCCUCUCAGGCUGCCAUGCAAGAAGUGUGCCUCAGGAUGAUGGGAGUGACUUUGAAGAUACCGUCCAGAAGUUCAAGGAUUAUUUAACAUAUCUGAACUCCAAGGUCGAUGAGGUGGUGAAAGACAUCCAGAGCUCCGAGACCGUCAGAGAACUGGACACCCUGGUCCAGGACAGCAUGUCUGAGCUGGCCAUGUACAGGGACGACCUGCAGAACAAGCUGGCUCCCUAUGCCCAGGAAACUGCAGAGCGCCUGGGCAAAGACCUGCAACUGCUGGCUGGCAGACUCCACAACCAGAUGGCUGAGACCCGGGAGCAGCUGGUGCAGUACACCCAGGAGGCGCAGACCAUGAUGGAGCAGGAUGCUGAUGACAGCAAGCUCCGGGUCUCCACCUACAGCCAAAAGCUAAACAAACGCCUCAACAAGGACAUGGAGGAGAUAAAGAAGCAUGUUUCUGAGUACCUUGAGGAGCUUCAAUCCCGGACCUCAGACAACAUGGAGGACGCGAAGUCUCGUUUGCAACCUUAUUUUGCUCAGGUGCAAGACAACGCCCAGGCGAAGGUCACCACCCUGAGUGAUCUGCUGACGAAGCAGGUAGAGAACAUGAAGGAGGAGAUUCAGGGGGUGGCUGCGGGCAUCAAGGACCAAAUUCAGAAAACUGCUGAGGACAUGAAGGAACAAUUUCUUGAAACUGCUCAGAAUAUGCAAUUCAGCCUGGGGGAGAAGGUGGAGGAGAUGCGCAUCUGGUUUCAGCCUCUGGUCUCCACGAUCAGGGACAACAUGUGA